This is a messenger RNA of Theobroma umbraticum, 2930 nucleotides long. The record is from RefSeq and is a predicted model, not a curated record. NCBI's taxonomy places the organism in Eukaryota, Viridiplantae, Streptophyta, Magnoliopsida, Malvales, Malvaceae.
UUGACGAAGAGAAAGCAGAGUUUCACUUUCCGCCACGAGAAAAUCGGCUAAAACAAUCUCUUUUAUCCUUUGCUUUUACGGUACGAUGUCUUCGUUCUUUAGCCUGUACUCCAUUUCAACUACUUGUCUCGUUAAAUGCAAUGAUGAUAUGGACUAUCAAAAAGGGGAAAGAAAGCAAAUAAACGCCAACACCAUGGAAAACUUGCCCAAAUUAUCCCUUUUUCUUCUCCUUCACCUCCAUCUUCUCUUCGCCGUUUCUUCAUCGUCCACCAUCAUACCUCUAGGCUCAACUCUUCACGCUUCAGAUGCAAACCAAUCCUGGUCGUCUCCCACCUCCACCUUCUCGCUUUCCUUCAUUCCUGUAACUCCCUCUUCUUAUGUUGCUGCCAUCACCUACUCUCUUGGAGUUACAGUAUGGUCGGCUGGUGAUGGCAGCAAUAGCGCUGGAGCCAUUGUUGACUCUGGUGGGACUCUACAUUUGCUUCUCUCCGGAGCCCUCCGCCUAAUUAAUGGCUCCGGCACCAUUAUUUGGGACUCUGGCACUGCUGACCGAGGUGUCUCACAUGCGUCUCUUGACGAUUCAGGCAACUUUCAGCUGCUUAACAAUGAUAGUUUCCCAGUAUGGUCCUCGUUCGAGAAUCCGACUGAUACCCUCGUUCCUUCACAGGAUUUUACUGUUGGUAAGAUUUUGCGUUCUGGUCCUUACUCGCUAUCUCUUAAUAAAUUAGGGGAUCUUACUUUAAAGUGGAAUAAUAGUAUAGAAUACUGGAAUCUAGGAUUCAACUCUUCCAUCAAAGGAAAUUUGACUUCACCUAGAUAUGUAUUGCAGUCUGCUGGAAUUUUGAGAGGCUUCGAUCCUUCGUUUUCUAGUGGAAUGAUUAUGGCUUAUAGUACUGACUACGGUGAAGGGAAUGGUGUGUUCAGAUUUUUGAGGAUGGAUAGUGAUGGUAAUUUGAGGAUUUAUAGCACUACGAAGGAGAGUGGGAAUAUAACCCCGACAUGGGCGGCUGUAACUGACCAGUGUCAGGUUUUUGGAUACUGUGGCAACAUGGGGAUUUGCAGUUACAAAGAUGUGAAUCCCAUUUGUGGAUGCCCAUCCCAGAAUUUUGAGCUCAUUGAUGCAAAUGAUAGUAGAAAAGGAUGCAAGAGGAAAGUGGAGAUUGAGGAUUGUCCAGGGAAUUUCACCAUGUUAGAAUUAGGACAUGCCAAAUUUUUAACUUAUCCGCCAGAGGUUUCCUCUCAGACAUUCAUCGUGGGAAUCGUAGCUUGUAGAAUGAAUUGUCUUGGGAGUGGUUCCUGCAUUGCUUCCACUUCAGUAGCUGAUGGAAGUGGAUCUUGUUACAUGAAAACCCCAGAUUUUGUUAGUGGUUACCAGAAUGCGAUUCUUCCUAGCACCUCAUUCGUGAAAGUUUGUGGGUCAGCGGUUCCAAACGCAUCACCAUACCAAGAUAUUGCAGGGAAAGAUAACAAUUCGAGGUCAUCUGUGUUGAUUGUUGCUGUUGUGGUUUUGGCUAUCCUUUUGGUUUUGGUUGCGUUAUUGAUUGGUUUUUGGUGCUGCUGUUACCCAGGUAGUCCCAAAUUUAGGCAUAUGUCAGCUCAAUAUGUACUUGUUGAUUAUGCAUCUGGUGCACCGGUGAAGUUCUCAUACAAAGAACUGCAACAGUAUACAAAGGGUUUUUCAGAGAGGCUUGGAGCAGGAGGUUUUGGGGCAGUUUACAAAGGGACACUUGCUAAUAGAAUGGUGGUUGCAGUGAAGCAACUAGAGGGAAUUGAGCAGGGUGAGAAACAAUUCAGGAUGGAAGUUGCAACUAUUAGUAGUACACACCAUUUGAAUUUGGUGAGAUUGGUCGGAUUUUGCACUGAUGGGCGUCAUAGGCUUUUAGUGUAUGAAUUCAUGAAAAAUGGUUCACUUGACAAUUUCCUUUUUAUGUUGAAAGACAAGGGGAAAUCGCUGAAUUGGGAAAAUCGAUUUAACAUUGCUCUUGGAACAGCUAAAGGAAUCACUUACCUUCACGAGGAAUGUCGAGAUUGCAUAAUUCACUGUGACAUAAAACCGGAAAACAUUCUUCUAGAUGAAAGUUACACUGCUAAAGUGUCAGAUUUUGGCCUUGCAAAGCUUAUGAAUCCAAAGGAUAAUAGGAACUUGUCCUUAGCAAGUAUUAGAGGGACGAGAGGAUAUUUGGCACCAGAAUGGCUUGCUAAUCACCCAAUAACUUCAAAAUGUGAUGUUUAUAGUUAUGGAAUGGUUUUGUUAGAGAUAGUGAGUGGAACAAGGAAUUUCGAGGUCUCAACAGAAACAGAUGGUAAAAGAUUCUCUUUGUGGGCUUAUGAGGAGUUUGAGAAGGGUAAUAUUGAGGGCAUUGUUGACAAAAGACUAGAAGAAGUUGAUAUUGAGCAAGCGGCAAGGGCAAUUAUGGUGAGCUUUUGGUGCAUCCAGGAGCAACCUUCCCGGAGGCCAAUGAUGGGAAAAGUGGUACAGAUGCUAGAAGGAGUCAUCAAUAUUGAGAGACCAGCAGCGCCAAAAGUGGUUGCUGAAGGGUCCACGAGAGGAACAAGCACAACGGUGAACAGUAAUAUCAGUGCAUUCUCAACAUAUGCAUCUUCAUCAUCCCAAUCCAUAGGAGUUUUGCCUUUCAGACCAGAGAGGGAUAUGGGGAGGGAAUCUUCUUCCCUACUAGGCUUAGAGAGAAAUGACACAGAUCCACACUCGUGAUUUGCCUGCAAAAAGCAGGUUUAAUACAUGGGAGAUUUUAAAUAAUAAAUUAUUAUUGUUUUAGUAGAUUAUUACAAUUAUUUUAGGAGAUUUCAGUGAACUAUCAAAUCAAAUUGUUUUCUAAUUCUGCUUCCUUUAAGCAGGUUGAAGUAGAGUUCCAGAAACUUGCACUUUUGUUUGAGAAUAAAAUUUGACAAAUCAACUGAAGUUUCUGCAA